Messenger RNA from Apodemus sylvaticus (European woodmouse), 4360 nucleotides. RefSeq names its product polypeptide N-acetylgalactosaminyltransferase 6 (gene Galnt6). Gene Ontology annotation, cellular component: Golgi apparatus. The coding region runs from base 1080 to 2948 and encodes 622 amino acids. The record is from RefSeq and is a predicted model, not a curated record. NCBI's taxonomy places the organism in Eukaryota, Metazoa, Chordata, Mammalia, Rodentia, Muridae. The transcript is spliced from 13 exons.
ACUGGGGUUGGGUUGGGUGAGGCCCGGCACUUGCCAGUUGGCAGCUGGAUGUGUGGGGAAGUGAUCUGUUCUCAACCUCAGACGCCUGGGACCAAGCCUCGGGACUCGCCGCCGCCCAGCAGGUCCCGCGCUGCUGGCCUCGGGCUCUGGGCUCCGCAGCCCCUCGGCCUCCGAGCCCGCACGUUGCACACCGUGGCUCGCUGCCCUCCCGCUGCGGUGCCGAUAGCAUGAGAUGGAGAUAGCCUAGGAUAGCGGUGGCUUGGGUUGGCGGUUGCCUGGGGUGGAGCUGCCCGGCGAUGCGGUCUGGCCUCCAACCCUGCACCCAAUGUUAGCAGAGGCGCACGCAGAAGCGCGAGCUGAGUCCCAGCACUUGCCCGAGAGGGGCGGGGCGUCAUCCUCGACAGGACCCGCCCCGGACCCGCCCUCCCGGCCGCCCCGUCGGGAAACCCACGAGCAGCUCGGCGGCAGCGGCGGCUCUGCCUCGGCGCGAUAGAAAGGAGAAUCCUCCUGCCACUUGCCCAAAGGCCAGUCAUCCAGAGACUCCAGACCACUGCAGAGAGGACUCACAUUCUUGUGUGGACACUGCUGGCGAUUGCUUGCCUCAAAACUCAAAAAGGAACCCAGUCCUGAGCAGUACUCACCACAGUGGUCCGAGGGAGAGCUGUAAGGCUGCACUCUGAGCUCACCCCUCCAAUGGCUGAGGUUAACGACAGACACACCAAAGAGCCUCCAGGGCUACCUUCGCUUCACGGCAGGAUGUGGUUAGAACCUUGAGGAACUGCAGGUUCCAGAGAGAACACUUUAGACAGCCAGAUUGGAUCCAGAGAGCAGAUGCUCAAGAGGACUUCAGUUUAAUCCUACGUCUCCCUCUCCCCGGGGAAAAUAAAAAGGACAAAGGUGUCCACCUCUACAAAGGACCACAGGCAGUGCCUGGAUGAGGGUUCUGGAGUGACGAGUGACUCCAGGAGGCCUUCCUGGAGGAGGCUGAGCCCCAGGAGUGGCUACCCUGGGGAAUCAAGCUACUUCCAAAGUGAGGUGUAAGACUUGGAGCCAACCGUGCCGAGGUCCUGGUUGGGAAGAUGAGGAUCCUCCGAAGGCGCCACAUGCCCCUGCGCCUCGCCAUGCUGGGCAGUGUCUUCAUGCUUUUCCUCUUCGUCCGACAGAAGGAUGUAAGCAACCGGGAGCAGGCCGUGGAGAAGCCGUGGCUGAAGUCCCUGGCAGGUCAGAAGGACCAUGUCCUGGACCUCAUGUUAGGUGCCGUCAACAACAUUAGAGACGUCGUGCCCAAGCUGCAGAUCAGGGCUCCAGAACCCCCACGAACCCUGGUCUCCACGAACCACUCCUGCCUUCCGGGGUUCUAUACCCCUGCUGAGCUGAAACCCUUCUGGGACCGGCCACCUCAAGAUCCCAACAGCCCUGGGGCAGAUGGGAAAGCAUUCCAGAAGAGAGAAUGGACCGAUCUAGAGACCCAGGAAAGGGAAGAAGGUUACAAGAAACACUGCUUUAAUGCCUUUGCCAGCGACCGCAUCUCCUUGCAGAGGUCCCUAGGGCCAGACACCCGGCCUCCUGAGUGUGUUGACCAGAAGUUCCGGCGCUGCCCGCCAUUGCCCACCACCAGUGUAAUCAUUGUGUUCCACAAUGAAGCCUGGUCGACUCUGCUGCGCACAGUAUACAGCGUCCUGCACACCAGCCCUGCCAUCUUGCUGAAGGAAAUCAUCCUGGUGGAUGACGCCAGCACAGAUGAGCACCUGAAGGAGAGGCUAGAGCGCUAUGUUCAGCAGCUGCAGAUCGUGCGCGUGGUCCGACAACAGGAGCGGAAGGGGCUCAUCACAGCCCGGCUGCUGGGGGCCAGCGUGGCGCAGGCUGAGGUGCUCACUUUCCUGGAUGCCCACUGUGAGUGCUUCCACGGCUGGCUGGAGCCCCUCCUGGCUCGAAUUGCUGAGGACAAGACAGUGGUAGUGAGCCCAGACAUCGUCACCAUCGACCUUAAUACCUUCCGGUUCUCCAAACCAGUACAGAGAGGCAAAGCCCACAGCCGCGGCAACUUCGACUGGAGCCUGACCUUCGGCUGGGAGAUGCUCCCUGCCCACGAGAAGGAGAGGCGCAAGGACGAGACCUACCCCAUCAAGUCCCCCACGUUUGCCGGUGGCCUCUUCUCCAUCUCCAAGGCCUACUUUGAGCACAUCGGUACCUAUGAUAGCCAGAUGGAGAUCUGGGGAGGGGAGAAUGUGGAAAUGUCCUUCCGGGUGUGGCAGUGUGGGGGCCAGCUGGAGAUCAUCCCCUGCUCCGUGGUCGGCCACGUGUUCCGUACCAAGAGUCCCCACACCUUCCCCAAGGGCACCAGUGUUAUUGCACGCAAUCAGGUGCGCCUGGCUGAGGUCUGGAUGGACGACUACAAGAAGAUUUUCUACAGGAGAAAUCUGCAGGCUGCAAAGAUGGUGGAGGAGAACAACUUCGGUGACAUUUCGGAGAGACUGAGACUCAGGGAACAGCUGCACUGCCACAACUUUUCCUGGUACCUACACAAUGUCUACCCAGAGAUGUUUGUCCCCGACCUGAACCCUACCUUCUACGGAGCCAUCAAGAACCUCGGCACCAAUCAGUGUUUGGAUGUGGGUGAGAACAACCGUGGAGGGAAGCCUCUCAUCAUGUACGUCUGCCACAACCUCGGCGGCAAUCAGUACUUUGAGUACACAUCGCAGAGGGACCUCCGCCACAACAUUGGGAGGCAGCUGUGUCUACACGCCAGUGGAAGCACGCUGGGCCUUAGGAACUGUCAGUUCAUUGGCAAAAAUAGCAAUGUGCCCAAGGACGAGGAAUGGGAACUGACCCAGGAUCAACUCAUCAGAAACUCAGGAUCUGGUACCUGCCUGACAUCCCAGGACAAAAAGCCAGCCAUGGCCCCCUGUAAUCCCAGCGACCCCUACCAGCUCUGGCUGUUUGUCUAGGCAUGGGGUCAUCCCCAGGGCAUACCCAAUAAGCCCUCCAGGUAGUGGGGUCACCAGGUGUCUGGGAAUCCUCUUCCCCAGACCCUCCGGAGGCUUGAGAGUUGGAUUUUUAAACCCAGUGGCCACCAAGGCAGGACGCUCUUCUUGCAACAACACUGACUCCAUUUCCUUUCCUCCAGGCCAGGGGAGAGACCAAGAGGUCACAUGCUGCUUGACUUUCCUUCUCUUCUAGAGACAGGGGUCUCCAAAGUAGCUUGAAAGUGUGUCCUGCAGAGGGACUGGAAGGGCAGAGACCCUCUCCUGGUAGCUGACCCUGGCAGCAAACCGUCUCGACGUACAGAGUGCAUUCAUCCUAUGUCAUUUGCAGUUUUCGGUGGAGGAGACAGGAAGGAGCCGUCCAUUGAGAAGGUUGAACACGGGCUGGAGUAUAGUUCAGGGAAAGGCCCUGGGCUUGACCCCUUAGCACUACAGAAAGCAGAAAAGGACGGCAGGAGAGGAAGGCAGGCAGAGGGAGGCAGAGGGCUUUACACAGCUGGUAGCAGCCCAAGCUGCAGCUGCGUCUUGGUGCUGUACCAGGGUUCUUCCCAGCACACAAGAACACUAGACAUGGCAGCCAUGCCAUUCAUUCCUUGACCCUUCUCUGAUCGUUCUGGCUGGCUGGCCUCCAGAAAGCCAGGUAGCGAGAUGGGAGACCACACUGAGAAUCCUGGGCUAUUUGUUCGGAAAGAAGUUCGUGGGCUCGGACAGCUGGUGAGCCUCAUGGUAAGCCCAAGGCCCCUUUGUUCUAAGCCAUAGGUGAGGAGAGUAAUAAGCAAAGCAGGAUCUAGGCAUGAAGGCACAGGUCUGUAGUCUCAGUACUCAGGGAAGUACUCAGUAAGGUCCUAAGUCCAAAGCCAGCCUGGACUUCAGAAAUAGACCUUUUCUCAAAAGCAGCCCCUGAACUAAGGUAGCCCCCCUUUUUACAUUUAUUUCUCACCAGAAACUAGAUAGGUGUUUUGUCCAAGGUCACCUGGCAAUCUGUUUGGCAGCUCGGAGCUCAGACCUAAGAUAAGGCUAAUCUGAGUCCUGGCAGGUCUGAGGGGUCAGGGACAGUGUGCAGUUGGCUGGAGGGCCGAUCCCUCUGCCCGCCUGAGUGCCCUGUGCAGACCAACCCGAGGAUGCCGACCUUUCUACAAUCAACUUGGACCCCACUAUCACUCUGCCUGGAAGAAAAUAGAAACGUCCAGGAAGGCUUUGGGGAACCACAGCAUGGGACCACAGCUGCCUCCUGCUCCUCCAUCGCCCCUGGGUGACAAUCAGAGGCAGCCCAGCCAAAGGAAAGAGUCUGACUGAGUUGUGAUCCAGGGUAGGAAAAGGGAAGAGAGGCUGAUUGGGAACCUGGUGGAAAUAAAGAUUUUAUGGUAUCGGUAAAA